Molecule: messenger RNA, 530 nt
Organism: Neltuma alba
Lineage: Eukaryota; Viridiplantae; Streptophyta; Magnoliopsida; Fabales; Fabaceae
Exons: 2
Coding region: 15-506 (163 amino acids)
Source: RefSeq, a predicted model, not a curated record
UAUGCGAUUGGGAUAUGUGCUUCACGUUCAUGUUGGCGGGCUGGGAAGGCAAAUUUUAUUUGGUUGAUGCUGGUUAUUCAUCACAAGUGGGAUAUCUUGGCCCGUACAGACGUGAGCGCUAUCACCUUCUAGACUUUAAUCGUCAGCUAGGAUUUAGAAAUGAGAAUGAGGCCUUCAAUUAUUAUCAUUCAAGUUUGAGAUGCACUAUUGAAAGAACUUUUGGGGUUUGGAAGAAUAGGUUUGCAAUCUUAAGAGACAUGCCCAGAUUCAAGUUUCAAGCACAGGUCCGCAUAGUUUGUGCAACAAUGGCUGUCCAUAAUUUUAUCAGGCAAAAUUCUCCAACUGAUGACCGCUUUAUACAAGCUGAGCGUGGAAGUAUAAUAGAUGAAGACAAUAAUCAUCCAGCUGGUGAGGCAUCCUCGUCAAGUUUAAUAUCUGCCACACAAAUGAAUCGUGUUCGUGACUCAAUUAGAGACCAAAUUGUGCAAAGCUUACGAUCUAAUUAGUUAUGUGAUUUUAUUUACUUUAAU